This is a messenger RNA of Striga asiatica, 2630 nucleotides long. The record is from the annotation of a GenBank genome assembly. NCBI's taxonomy places the organism in Eukaryota, Viridiplantae, Streptophyta, Magnoliopsida, Lamiales, Orobanchaceae.
AGUAGUUCUUUACCAAGCGCUUGGGCCUUAAGAGGCCAGUCAAGAGAGGGAAGUCCAGCCCCAGUGUAAGAGUCUUUCCUAGUGGCAUUCCUUCUAUUGGUUGGGAUUGUUCCUAUGUACUGAAACUAAGCUAUAGUACUGGCAAGAUCUUCUCAAGUGAUCCCAAGCAUUGAGUUGAGAGAGGCCUAACAGUUAUUUCAUAUUUUAGGGGUAUACCCGUAAUUCCAGCCAUUGGGAUACCUACAGUUGGAGCCUCUCUCCUUUCUGUCCCUUAGGCCAUGGGGACAAGCUACCCACACCGCUCUGAUUCAAAAGGUAUCUUCCAAAAAUACUAGAAACGAUGGGAUCUCUACAACUUGUUCCACAAACUCCAAUCAGUCAACUACCAUCCACGAGUGUAAACCAAGCCCUCGGUGUAAGAGAGAGGCGAUGAUAGACAGAUAUGUAAAGGAUCUAGUAAAUAAGGCAUUCAUAGCCGCGGGAAGAACUGUAUUCUGCGCCUCGCCCCUCUGUUCAUCUUUAAGCAGCAGCGCGCGCGCACAAACCCGGUCUCACCGGCACAUCUGAAGGGGUACAACUGGUCUAAACCUUCGUAGUGUCUAGUGUAUCAAAACCUCUAAUUGCUCUUGUACUAUCCAAAUAAGUAUGAAAGGCACAGAAUCACAUCCCAUUCCUCUGCCAGAUAAUUUGCUAGAGCCUCUGUAUGUUGCUUCUGGGACUCCAAAUUUGAGUAGAGCUUGCGAGUGCCUGAUUGAAACUGCCAAAACACCCGUCGGGCGGCUAGAUCUCGCCUCCAGAGGAAUUCUUUUAUCAAUUCUCGAAUUAUGUCGAUAUCCACAGCAACUAUCUCGUCAUGACCUUAUCUUAUCCUUGAAGCUCCUCAGAAACUUGUGUGCUGGAGAAAUUAUAAACCAAAACUCGUUUAUCGAUAAAAAUGGUGCCGAGAUUCUUUCGACUCUCGUUAGCUCAAUAGGCUUGAUUUCUGGUUCUGACGAUGGGUUACUUCCUAUGGUAUUACAAGUUUUGGGAAAUGUUACAUUAGCUGGCGAACAUCAACGUCUUGCUGUAUGGCGCCACUUCUUCCCCCAUAAAUUUUUGGAUAUUGCUAAAGUUCAACGCAAGGAAACAUGCGAUCCGUUGUGCAUGGUUAUCUACGUAUGUACUGAAGGUAGCAACAAACGGUCUUUGGAACUGUUUGCAGAUGCAGGACAGAAUAUCAUUGUUGAAAUAUUGCAGACGGUUACAAAAGCCGGCUUCAGGCAAGAUUGGGUGAAGUUGCUCUUGUCAAGGAUUUGCAUUGAAGAACCUUGUUUUCCGUCAAUUUUCUCAAAACUAUCCCAAGCGGCUGAAGCUGUGAACGCCAGUGAGAAUGCAUCUGAAGUUAAUAUAUUUGGACCUGAGAAAGAAUUCCUGCUGCGUAUCCUCUCAGAGAUACUAAACGAGCGAGUUGGAGAUAUUGUUAUUUCCGGUGAUUUUUCUUUGUGCAUUUUCGAGAUUUUUAAAAGCGCUCUUGGAGUAGUUGACUUUAGCAAAAGGGGAAACUCGUCCAUUCCGACGGGCUCCACAGACAUUGAUGUAAUGGGCUUCACUAUAUCCAUCUUAAGAGAUAUUACUGCUUGUAAUAAAAAAAUUACCAAGGAGGAUGAAAAAGAAGAUAUUGUAGAUAAGCUAGUGGCAGCCGGGAUUGUUAAAUUUCUCUUAGACGUGCUACGUGGCUUGGAGCCUCCUACAACUAUCCAGAAAGCAAUGAAAAACAGUGAUGAUGCAAGAAAUGAAACAACUUCACGGGAUUACAAGUACUACUGUCCUUACAGAGGUUUCAGGAGAGAUAUUGUUGCAGUUAUUGGAAACUGUAGCUACCGAAAAAAGCAUGUUCAGGAUGAAAUAAGAGUACAAGGUGGGAUUCUUUUGUUGUUACAACAGUGUGUGACUGAUGAAGAGAACCCAUUCUUGAGGGAGUGGGGCAUUUUUUCCGUGAGAAAUAUUUUGGAAGGGAAUAUAGAAAACCAAAGACUGGUUGCAGAUUUGGAGCUCCAACAAUCCGUGGAUACCCCUGAAAUAGCUGGGCUGGGCCUCCAAGUAGAAGUUGAUCCAACAACUCGCCGUCCAAAGCUCGUUAACACAUCCUGAAGAUAUAUGGGACGAACUUUUUGACUUUGCUUUCAGUUGGUACAGAAAAGAAUUAGUUCAAUCAGGUCAGUCACGGGCUAAUUAAUAAAUAAGUUCAUGCAUUUGAUGCUCUCCUUAGUGAGUAACCCACUUUUUAUAUAUAUGGAGCUUUCGAGAUGUGCAUUUUUGUUUUGGAGGGUCACUUUUUGGGAAUUUCUGGUGGUUCAUGAACUUUUUGGAUGAGGAUUUGGUUUUCUAGUUGUGUUGAAAAUAUGGAAGACUUAAAGUGACGUAUUUGUUUAAUGUAUAUUUUGUUUUAUUCGUUUAUUAGGCGUUUAAUGCAUGAUCGAUGGUGGUUGGUUUUCGACACCUUGUGUACCUGUUUUUUGUUUCCCAUGCCUCUGUGGAAUCUUUGUUUGGUGGGAUUGUUAGGUUUCCAUUAUUGAAAGUGAUUGUGCUUUUGGCUCUUAAUGACUUUGAGUAGUUGGUUAUACUUAUAAGUCAUUAUAGGUAAGAUAGAU